Acinonyx jubatus (cheetah) is the source of this 2073-nucleotide messenger RNA. RefSeq names its product family with sequence similarity 200 member B (gene ZBED11). The transcript is spliced from 2 exons. The record is from RefSeq and is a predicted model, not a curated record. Lineage: Eukaryota; Metazoa; Chordata; Mammalia; Carnivora; Felidae. Bases 327 to 1766 code for a protein of 479 amino acids.
ACACAAUUUUUUUAGUGGCAUUUAAAACAUUUUAAUUAGCAUUACUUUUAAAAUGGAUCCUAUCGUUUUUAAAAGAAAGAGGAAAAAUGAAGUGAAAUGUGCAGACACUUGUUCAAGUUCAGCUGCUGCACCUGGAAAUGUGAAUAGUGACCAUGUUGAGAGAAAUACUGACUGUAAUCUGCAAACUUCAACCUCGUUUGAGCCACAUUUCAAAAAGAAAAAGCUGUUAGCGAGAAAGCCUUAUUAUCGUCGUAUUUGGUUGCAUAUCGAGUGGCGAAAGAGAAAAUGGCUCACACGGCUGCUGAAAAAAUAAUCCUUGUUUGGAUAUGGUGCGUACAAUUUUUGAUGACAAAUCGGCUGAUAAAUUAAAAACGAUAUCUAGUGAUGACAUAAUAUCUCUUCGAAUGUGCACUAUUGCGGAACACUUAGAAACAAUGCUGCUUACCCGGUUGCAGACUGGUAUAGACUUUGUGAUCCAGCUCAAUGACAGCACCGGCCUGGGGAGCGGCACGACACUCUUAGUUUAUGUCAGAUACGCGUGGCAAGAAGAUUUCAUGGAGGAUUUUUUGUGUUGUUUAAAUAUAACCUCACACCUAAGCGGGUUAGAUAUUUUUACAGAAUUAGAAAAGUGCAUUGUUGGCCGAUAUAAAUUAAACUGGAAGAACUGCAAAGGGAUUACAAGUGACGGAGCAGCAAGCAAAACCGGAAGACACAGCGGAGUAAUUAAAAAAUUGCCAGAAGUGACUAAUAAUGGCGCCGUGUGGAAUCACUGUUUUAUACAUCGUGAAGCUUUAGCAUCCAGAGAAAUCCCACAGAAUCUCUUGGAAGUACUGAAAAACGCAGUGAAAGUUAACUUCAUUAAAGGAAGUCCGCUAAAUAACCAGCUUCUUGAAACAUUUUGUUCAGAGAUUGGAGCUAAUCGUACCCACUUACUUUACCAUACCAAAGUUCGUUGGUUGUCUCAUGGCAAAAUACUAAGCAGGGUUUACGAACUCAGGAACGAGAUCCACCUUUUUCUUACUGAAAAAAAAUCUCAUUCGGCGAGUAUUUUGGAAGAUGACAUGUGGGUGAUGAAAUUGGCAUAUUUAACAGAUAUUUUUGGCAUUCUUCACGAACUGAGUUUAAAACUACAGGGGGAAAAUAGCAAUAUAUUCCAACAGGUCGAACGCAUCCAGGGAUUCCCAAAGACACUAUUGUUAUGGCAAGCGAGGCUUAAAAGCCGCCGUCCGAGCUACGACAUGUUUCCAAGAUUUUUGCAACGUAUCGAAGAGAACGUUAUUAGUGAAAACCUUUUGAAAGAAAUCAAAUUAGAGAUAUUGGUGCAUCUCACUUCUCUGUCUCAAACUUUUAACCAUUUCUUUCCAGAAGAGAAGUUUGAAACGUUAAGAGAAAACAGCUGGGUGAAAGAUCCCUUUGCUUUUCGAAACCCAGAAUCGGUAAUUGAGUUAAACUUGGUGCCUGAAGAAGAGAGUGAACUACUGCAGCUCAGUUCCUCAUAUACAUUGAAGACUGACUACGAAGCAUUAACAUCGGCAUUUUGGAUUAAGGUAAAGGAAGACUUCCCUCUGCUAAGCAGAAAGAGUGUCCCGCUUCUGUUACCAUUCACGACAACCAGUUUGUGCGAGCGUGGGUUUUCAGUCCUGACCCAGUUAAAAGCAAAGGAAAGAAACGGGUUGAAAGGUGCAGCAGAUAUGCGGGUGGCACUGUCCUCCUGUGUUCCCGACUGGAGCGAACUUCUCAGCAGGCAAGCACACCCGUCACCUUAAGUGAAUCUUCCCUGAUUUGUGUUCUUGUGUUUCUUAUUUUGUGACAUUUUUCUAUGCUGAAUUCAGAUGCUAACACAGCAUUGUAUGUGGUAACUUGGUUUUUAUUUUUGGCAUAUUUAAAUAUUAAUGAAAUCAUAAUGUAACUUUCCAUUCUUUGACCAAAACUUUAAUGAGCUUCUGUUAGAGGCCAGGAAGUAUUCUAGAGACAUUUGGGACGCAAAAUGAAGAGAGCAAAGAUCAUUCUGUAGUGGAACUUCGUGGAACUGGCAGGGAGAGAGACAGACAGACCAUAAAUAACCCUUAAAAU